Molecule: messenger RNA, 5084 nt
Organism: Amphibalanus amphitrite
Lineage: Eukaryota; Metazoa; Arthropoda; Thecostraca; Balanomorpha; Balanidae
Product: protein madd-4-like
Exons: 26
Coding region: 1-4248 (1415 amino acids)
Biological process (GO): extracellular matrix organization
Cellular component (GO): extracellular matrix
Molecular function (GO): metalloendopeptidase activity
Source: RefSeq, a predicted model, not a curated record
AUGGCGAAGGUUGACGGCUGGACAGAGUGGAGCGACUGGGGUCCGUGCAGCCAGCCCUGUGACGGCGGCGUCACGCGACAGACGCGCAUCUGUCACCGGGAACACGGCUGUCCCGGCCUGGGCGUGCGCCGGCAAAUGUGCAACAUGCAGGUCUGUGUGAACGCCACUGACCCUCGGGUGGCUCAGUGCGCCGCGUACGACCACCGUCGGCACAGCGACGGGCGCCGCUACCGAUGGGAGCCCUACCCGGACCUCACCGAGCCGUGCGCCCUCACCUGCCGAGCGAUUGGCACCGGCCUGGUGCGGCAACUCUCGCCAAGGGUUAUCGAUGGAACCAGGUGCCGAGAUGGGAGCUUGGACAUCUGCAUCGACGGAAAGUGUGAGCCUCUCGGGUGUGACCUGCGAAUCGGCUCAAACCGCACAGUGGAUGUGUGCGGAGUGUGCGGCGGCGACGGAUCCAGCUGCAGCACGGCACACCACUUCUGGAAGGAGAAGGAGAUCGCACCCUGCUCGGCCACCUGCGGUGGAGGAUUUCAAGUGAUGCGGCCGGUGUGCACAAGUCGAACAACCGGUAUCGAGGUAUCGGAACAGUUCUGUGAUUUCCGUCUGCGACCUCGCGACCGUCUGAUGGAGUGUGCCCUGACGCCGUGCCAAGCCAGCUGGACCACUGACGAGUGGGGCCAAUGCAGCUCCUCCUGUGACGGAGGCCACAAACGACGCAAAGUCUGGUGCGCCGAAAUGGUCAACGGAACGCUGAUUCAGGUCUCUGAGGCACGCUGCAGUGGCAAUCGUCCCACCAGCCAGGAACCGUGCAACUUCGUCGCCUGUCCCAAAUGGUACCAGGGGCCCUGGUCGCAGUGUUCGGUGACCUGCGGGGACUCGGGUCAGCAGACUCGGGCCGUGUUCUGUCGGGACGCUCGCGGUCAUCUCAGCGAGGCCUGCGACCCGAAACUGAAGCCCCGGGGCCGCCAACCGUGCUCCAGUCUGAUGCCCUGCCCUCUCAGUCAGGUCAAGGACUCACACAGUGCACAUAUACCGUACCAGCUGCCGCUAUCGCACGCCCAGCCCGUGUUCCCGGCAGCAGUCGAGUCCAGCCAACAGCUCACGCCCAGCACAGACCCCAAGUUCGUGGCGGACACGUGGGGCGAAUGCUCGGUGACCUGCGGUGAGGGACUGCGCAGGCGCAAGGUCGAGUGCAAGGUCUACCUGGAGUUCUCUCAGACUCUGGUCACGCUGCCUCCCAGGGAGUGUGGCAGCCACCCACCGGCCGACCUGGAGCGCUGCAUUCUGCCGCCCUGCCUCGGGUUGAGGUCGGGAGACAGCUACCACCAGCCGUUCCGGCAGCAGCACCAGCAGCGGAGCAGUGACAAGACACCGCGUCACACCUACGACGCCCUGUACGACGUCAACGACCCGCCCGCGUUCGACCACUUCUCGAGCUCGGAGUUGCCUCUCGGGGACACUGCCGUGCACUCUGACCCGUUCUCGAGCCCCGAGCACCACGGUCGACCCCACCUUGACCCGUUCUCGAGCCCCGAAAUCGACUCUCCGCGUGACGACUACCGAGACGGAGAUGAUCUCUUCUCCAGUCCGGAGGUCAACCCUUUUGACGACGACUUCGGCAGUCCGGAGGAUGUCGCCGGCCCGGAUCCUCCUCUUCGCCACCAUCCGGACCAGUUCUCCAGUCCGGAGCGCCCGAUCGACUCGAUGGUCCGACUGAGGACGCACAUGUUUAACGGCGGGCGCACCUACCAGGACGUGGCCGGCUCGUUCGAGCUGCUCGGAGGGAUGAGGAAGGGCGGUCGUGGCGGUGCCGGUGACGGGAGAGAACUGGAUAGCGGCGUGGUGGUUAUCCGACCCAAGGAGGCCCAGCCGCCGCCCGAGCCGCCUGAACAGGCCAGGUUCGUCUGGAAGAAGGCGGGGUUCACUCCGUGCAGCUCCUCCUGCCUCGGCGGGGUCCAGGAGUCUCUGGUGCAGUGCGUGCGCGUCUCGGACGGGCUGGAAGUCAGCCCCUUCCAGUGCAGUCUGGACACCCGUCCUGACAGCAUCACACGCACCUGUAACGACCAGCCCUGUCCACCGCGGUGGAACGUCACGGAAUUCUCCGCCUGCUCACGGCGCUGCGGAAAAGGUACGCAGACCCGUGAGGUGAGCUGUAUCCAUGAGCUGGCGCGGGGCGAGGGCAACACCCUGACAGUGGCUGACUCGGAGUGUGCCGCCCCGCGACCGGCCGACAACCAGCUGUGCAACAUGGUCACCUGCCCGCCGCGCUGGCAGCCCGAGCCCUGGAGCGAGUGCUCUCGAUCGUGUGGCGGCGGCAUCAAGACUCGCAAGCUGCGCUGUCAGCAGCGAAUGUCCGACGGCAGCGUGGUAGACAAGGCGCCCUCCAUGUGCGGCUCCAAGAGCCCACCGCACAAGAGGCCGUGCAACACGAGAAAGUGCCGCGGUCCGCAGAUCAUCGCCUCUAACCAGUCCUAUGAACAAGAGACGCCUCAGCGGCGGGUCACGCUGAAGAUCGGCGGCUCGGCCGUCGUCUUCGACGGCACCACGGUCCAGCUCAAGUGUCCGGUCCGACACUUCGACAGGUCAAAGAUCGUGUGGACCAAAGACGGUGACCGUAUGACGGGAGGCCGUAAAUACCGCCUCAAGGCGAACGGUCAGGUCAGAGUUCGACACGUCGAGUAUCAUGACGCUGGACGGUACACCUGCAUCGCGGGAGGGGUGACCGCCUCUUUGAACCUGUCGAUUCGACCGAGUCCUUUCGACGAGCCACAGUGGGUCAAAGAGAGGCGACUCAGGAGACAGAAGAAGAAAAAACUCCGAGAGGAGCGGCGGCGGAAGAAACAGCGCAAACUCGAACAGAAACUCGCCGAGGCAGCGGCGGCGGCGCCGCAGUACCCGCCUCAUCGGAGAACGGAGAUGGAGCUGUCCAACACCAUUGAGCAGGUGUCCGAGGGGGGACAGCGCCACUCCGGACCGGUACCCCCGAGCGGCGAAUCACCCGACUCUAUGAACGACGUGCGCGUCAAGUUUGUCUCAGACCAGCAGGCGUCCGACAGCGACCAGCCCAAGCGUGAAGGGACGGCCGUCCGCGACCUUGAGCUCAAGGCGGGUCAGGUCCGGUCGUCGGCCGGCCGGGUCGAGCCGCACUUUCAGCGGCUGGUCUCGGGUCUUCAGGGUCUGGUGCUGGGUAGCGGCAGGAGCCGACAGCGCUCGCGCUGGAGCAGAAAAUCGACCACCACCACGAGCACCACUCCUGGCACCACGCAAAGCACCACCACCACCACCGCUGCUGCCGCCUCAUCCGCCGCUUUCGACACCGUCUCUGACGCCCCCGCCGACACCGAAGGCGACGGUGCUGCCACCGUGCGGGAGGGAGACAGUACAGAUGGCACUGUGGUCGCCGCCCCGGCGCCCAUGGCGGAGGGACCGGAGGGCACGGGUGGCGCCGGGGAGGCGACGGAUUCCUCGCACGGCCUGGACGAGGGGGUGAUCGAGGUCCUCGGUAAAGGCGACCCGUCCGAGGUGCGUUUCGAGUGGCUCAUCACCGACUGGUCUCCGUGCUCUCGCACCUGCGGCGGUAGCGGCUACGAGCUGCGGGCCACCCAGUGCCUGGUCAAGCUGAACAACACGACUCGUACCGUGUCAGCUGCCCUGUGUGAGGACAAAGGUCUGCCCAGCCCGCGCUCGGUGCGGCCGUGCGGCCAGAUGCCCUGUCCCAGCUGGCAUGUCGGCGAGUGGAGGUCGUGCCGCCGCUCGCGCUGCGUCCAGUGGAACUAUGCGAUGCAGAGACGGAAGAUCAGCUGCCGGCUCCCGAACGGCACGACGGUCCACCCGCGACUGUGCGACCGUCGCCAGCGGCCCGACGGCCGCCAGGAGUGCUACAACGACCGGUGUCGCGGCGUGUGGCGCGUCGAGCCGUGGUCCGAGUGUUCGGCCCGCUGCGGAUCGGCUGGCUACCAGACCCGCAUCCUGCGCUGUGUCUGGUCCGGCACCAACAAACCGGCGGGGAACACGUGCCGCGACCAGCCCCGGCCGCUGGUCUACAAGCCCUGUGUCGGCCCUACGUGCCCCCCGGUGCAGGAGUCUCCCGGGGACCCUUCUGGCAGCAUAGCGCAUGAUGAACGCGAUGAUGGGAGUGGCUGUCGAGACCUCAAGAACUUCUGCUCGCGCGCCCGGCGGCUGUCGCUCUGCUCAAUGCAGGACAUCCGCAGCGACUGCUGCCGCACGUGUUUGGACGUCGGUUGAGACGCGGCUGCCACCUGUCGGCCGGACGGGGAACUAGCCGACGGCGCGGCGCCCCUCUCGGGCGCGGCCUGCCUGAUCUCAGCCGGCCCGCCGCCGCCGGCGCUGGCGCCGCUCCUGGCGCCGCUGCUGACGCCGCUACUGGCGCACGGCGGCGGCUGACCCUCGGCAGUGGCAGGCGGGUCGGCUUCGGCCCCUCUACCCGGUGGGAACGACAGCGUGGCAGCCGUGAGCUGCGGACUCGUGUGGGAGCGUGUGAAAGUGCGUGACUAGGGCAGCUGGUCCUCUGCGGCCGAGGACGCCUCUUGUCGGCGGCCUGGCCCGCUCUCGUGAUACCAAUGGACUAUUAUUACCUUAUUUAUGUUGUGACGCGGUAUCCGAACCGCGCGGGCCGCCUCCUCAGUCUCAUUAAUGUGUAUCCCGCCGUGGGGCCGCACGUCGUGCGAGCUUUUCAGUGUUUGUGUACAUACAGGAUAGUUGGCCCGCGGACCGCGUGGUGGCAGCACCGUCUCUCCGCCAGACGGCGCUCAUCCGCUUUAUUCCUGCCGCUUCGCCAGUGUAGGUCUUCCAGCCAACGGCGGCGCUUUGAACGGGCGCCAGCUGAGAGGUCGGGGGACGCUGUUGUUGAGAGGAGUACCGUGUUGUGUCGCGCCGGUUGUGUGUAUUGUGAUGGCCUGGCCGGGGCUGGUGCGGCAGGGCAGGGCGCUGGCCGGUCGGGUGCUAGCCCUCGCUGUCAAGACAUUGUGCCAUACUUACUGUGUACCGGUUCGAUGUUAUUUUUCGAGUCGUGCGUUCGAACUGUUGAAUGGGUAGAAAUGCUUAUAAAUCGCAUCUACUAA